Molecule: messenger RNA, 1149 nt
Organism: Aspergillus versicolor CBS 583.65
Lineage: Eukaryota; Fungi; Ascomycota; Eurotiomycetes; Eurotiales; Aspergillaceae
Product: serine hydrolase domain-containing protein
Exons: 1
Coding region: 1-1149 (382 amino acids)
Source: RefSeq, a predicted model, not a curated record
AUGAGCUGCAACGACGACCCCCGUAUCCAGUCGGCUUUGUCCCAUUCUUUACAUCAGGGCGAAAUUGGUAUCGCGGUGGCAGCCUAUCACCGGGGAGAACUCAUCGUCAACACCGCAGCUGGCGUGACUAACAGUGAAACAAAAGAACCAGUUGAUGCAAAGACCUUGUUUCCUGUCUUCUCAGUCACCAAGGGAGUGACCGCUCUUGCUAUUCAUAUACAGGCAGAAAGGGGCCAUUUACACCUAGAAACUCCUAUCAGCACAUACUGGCCAGAGUUUUCUGCCAAUGGUAAACACAAUAUUACGGUCGAGGAUGCACUCUCUCAUCGGUCAGGCAUCCCCAAGAUGCCGGCCACCACCCCUCAGCAAUUGGCAGACUGGAACUGGAUGGUGAAACAAGUGGCCCAACAGAAGCCUCAGUUAGAGCCAGGGAGAUACAAUGCCUACCAUAUCCUAGUAUGGGGCUGGAUUCUAGGGGAGGUGGUAGUGCGCACGGAUCCUAAAGGCCGUCAGUUUGAACAGUUUAUUCAGGAAGAGAUUUGCUCCCCGCUUGGAGUGACAGACUUCUACUUGGGUGUACCAGAUGGGGACCUCAGUCGCGUGGCAACGCUCUACGGCGGUGAAUCUUUCGGUAUGGUUGAUGACUAUAAUGCAUGCCCCCCAGGGGUGUAUCCAAGCGGUUCGGUCCACAACCAGCGCAUAAUUCAACAAGCCGUUGAUCCGGGCGCGGGCGCCGUCGCAACACCCGGCAGCAUUGCGCGCAUAUUCGCGCUGAUUGCCCAGGGCGGAACCCUGGACGGGGUGCGUCUGCUGUCUCCGGAACGGGUAGCGUCCUUGACUAGGCCCCGUAAAAACCCACACGACCAGGACAAGGUGCUGCCCAUUCCUGUGUGGUUCGGGGCAGCGGGUUUCUGGCUAGGCGGGCAGCCCGGUGUUUCAGACCCUGUGGUCGGCGCCCAUCGGGAUAUCAUCUACAGUCCUGGUGCGGGGAAUAAUAUUGCUUGGGCCGAUUUGCGAGAUCAGAUUGCUGUGUCCAUUUGUCAUAACAAUAUGGAUGUCUCGGGUAUGACGGAGCAAGUACGGGCUUAUCAGCCAGUUGUUGAUGCUGUCCGCGCCAUUAUCGCCGAUCGACAAGAGGCGAUGAGUUGA